CACUGCCAUUUGCAUCCAAGCAGGGAAACAAAUACAUUUCCUCAUGACUUGAGCUGUGAGACUCAACUUCAAACCAUCAAAAUGAACUUCUUUGGAAAACUUAAAAACCUUGGACCUCCGGCUCCCCCGAGAAGGACAGAUGAUAAUGCUGGAUGGCCACAGGGCGAGUUUGAUGAUGAGGAGGACGGCGGCAUGUAUGAAGCACCUCCCUGUGAGCGUCCCCCAGUGAAAGUCGCACAGAGACAAGAGGAGGAAAACGUUUAUCUCGACACAACAUCCAACCCUGCUGUACCACAGAGGCAGGUUGCUCCUCCACCCAGACCAGGCAAACCUUUGAAACCUCAACAGCGUGCAGACCAGUUCAACUUUGAUUCCAAAAUAAAGAAUCCACCUGAGAUAGACCGAACUGAGAAGCCUGGGAGAAAGAAGAUUAUGCCUCCACCACCUGUACGUCCAUCACCUGCUCUGGUUCCUGUUUCCAACACUGAGGAAGAUGUGUAUCUGGAUCCUAAUGAAGAACAGGAGGAAAAUGAUGACGUGUAUUUGGAUCCUACACCUGCUUGCUCUCCUCCCCCUCGUGCACCCAUGAGAAUGCAUCCACCUCCCAAGACAGGACUUGUACCUGCUUCUGUACCAGUGAUGAAGCCUCCAGUUCCUAGAGCCAAGUCUAGUUCAUUUUUCCCUUCCCUAAAUGAGGUAAAAACAGUUCCUUCAGUUGAAGCAAGGAGAUCCACCAACAUUAAUCCAUCUCUGCCUGCAAAUCUUAAGGAAGUUAAACCAAGCCCUCCAUUGCCAGAAUCUAAACCAGUGGUCUCCUCUGGUGUUGUGAGAACAGCAAAACAAUCUGGAACUGAGGCAAAAGGAUGGUUUCUUGGAGACUGCAACAGAAAGCAGGCCGAGGAGCUCCUAAUGAGAGUCAACAAGGAUGGUGCCUUUCUCAUUCGACAGAGCUCGACCCAGAGCACCAGACAGCCAUACACCCUCGCUGUGCUCUACCAGCAGAAAGUGUACAAUGUACCCAUUCGUUUCCUUGGGGAGGCACGAGGUUAUGCCCUUGGAAAAGAGGGCAAGAAAAACGAAGAGAUUUUUGUCACCCUCGAGGAGAUGAUUUCCCACCACAAGAAUAACCAGCUGCUUCUGAUAGACAGCAGGAGCCAGGCCAAACACACGGCAUAUUUAACCCACCCUGUACACCUGUGAAACAACACACCGUGUUUUCUAUAAUGUUGUUUUCCCAUGAGUUAUAUGAGAUAGUUGCAAAGUUUGAAAGUUGUCUUCUGUGACCAUUUACUUUAUACUAAUAUGGAAAGCACGCUUCCAUCUCCUCCCAAUUAUAAAAAUACUGCCUUAAUCAAAAACCUACAUACAUAUUGUGCUGUCGGAGCCAAGGCAUGCCCAGAAGCACACUCCUUCUGCUAACCAGAGCACAUGUUAAACUUGUCUAUAAAAGAUCCCUCAGGUUAGUACAGUUCACAGCAGAACAGAUUCCUGAGUUGAUUUAACGUUUAGGAAAAGUUCAAUGACUCUUACGUUAGUGCAUGUCACGUUCUGUUCUUUCUAUACUCUGCUAAUCCGGUUAAAGAACAGGAGACACAUUUGUCAACAGAGCUGUCAAUCAUGUCACAUGCCCUCUUUUUAACAUAAAUAAGUAAAUGUAUCUAAACUUCACUUGCACAUAAAUCAGGCUGCGAGGGAAGGCAUGUUUAAGACAACUCACUGUAGGCUCAUGAACUGCUAUAGUAUCUUAAUUUGCAGGUAGAAUCAUCUCUAUUACUUCUCCUGCUCAGUUCUAUUCUUAGGGGCAAGUCUAGUAAAUGGUGGAGAUAACUGUCUCCAUCACUCAGCAAUUUUCAUCUUAGUCACCAGUACAGAUUUGAUGAGUGUCUGUUCAGAAGUGUAGUGUAGAUUAGGUUGAUGACUCUCAGUUUGAUAACACUGUUUGUUCAACAGUAUUUUCUGUGUGAUUUUGUAGAUACUUUACAAUACAGACCAAAAG
This is a messenger RNA of Notolabrus celidotus (New Zealand spotty), 1996 nucleotides long. RefSeq names its product B-cell linker protein. Bases 82 to 1200 code for a protein of 372 amino acids. The transcript is spliced from 19 exons. Lineage: Eukaryota; Metazoa; Chordata; Actinopteri; Labriformes; Labridae. The record is from RefSeq and is a predicted model, not a curated record. Gene Ontology annotation, biological process: cell surface receptor protein tyrosine kinase signaling pathway; intracellular signal transduction.